AGUGCAAAAAAAAGUAAACAUCGUUUUUGAGUUUGGCUUAUUUGGUAAAUUUUGUGCUCCAAAUAAGUAGCAUUAUUACAAAUACUAUAUAUCCUGAGCAUAAUAUACGUUUAGAUGCACGAUGAACUUGAUUGAACAGUUCAAAAAUACAACACUCAGCCUUCCGAAGCUUCCUGUUCAUUAUGUUGAUACAAUUCGUUCCGAGAAUGGGCAAGUGACACAGGAACAUAUGCAAUGCAACUCGAAGCAACCUUUCGGAACGGGAUCGGUAUACAAAACUGGGAUUGUUAGCUACAAAGUUCUGGCUGAAGGAGAAGGCGUCAAAACGGUUUACGAAAUGUCUAUAAAGGAACCGCCGAACAUGGAGGAGUAUUUUCCGGGUGAUACAAUUGGAAUACUCACACAGAACUUAGCUUCCGACGUUGACUUUGUUUUAGAGCGUUUACAUUUUGUAGAAAUUGCCGAUUGUGUAUACGAAGUCAAAUUAGCAAAACCAGUUAAAAAGAAAAAUCCCGAAAUUCCUUUUUAUAUACCAAAAUACAUUACCCCACGGCGAUUGCUUACGGAUUGUCUAGACUUCAGAAUUGUACCCCGAAAGCUAUUCCUACAAGUAUUGGCCAGUUAUACGUCAGAUCCGUGUGAAAAACGUCUCCUGGAGAUCUUAGCCUCUAGGGAAGGUGCAAAUUUUUACAAUGAGUUUAUUUUAAAAAACGAGAUGAGUUUUAUUCAUCUGCUGAAAAUAUUGUCAUCAUGUAGGCCGUCUUUGGCCAUGUUGAUUGAACAUUUUCCGCGACUUUUAGCACGGCCAUACUCGAUCGCUAAUUACAACCGUGGCGGCGGACAAAUUCGUAUCGUUUUCGCAAUGCUUAAUGAUGGAAAGGUUGGCAUUACAACCACUAUGUUUGAAAAUAAGUUAUUGUAUGCUGGAAAGUAUGAUAAAUAUUUGUACAUAUAUCUUCGACAAACGAAGCCGAGCUUCCAGUAUCGGGAAGAGGAUCUCGAGAAGAAUAUCAUCAUGAUUGGGCCAGGGACAGGAGUGUCACCGUACUUGAGUUUUUUGGAAUUUCGCAAACGAGCCAAACAGCUUAACAAAAAGAUAAAAUUCGGUUCUGCAUUGCUCCUCACGAGUUGUAGACAUCGUGAUCGGAAUUAUUUAUUUCAAGAUGAGUUGCAACAAUAUGUUCAGCUAGGACUGCUAGACAACGUUUACGAAGCGUUUUCGAGGGAUCCAGACAGCAGAUACAAAUUCGUUCAGGACAUUAUUGAGGACCAGAAAGAACCGUUCAUCAAAAUGCUACUAGAAGAUAACACCAAGUUGUAUUUAUGUGGUGAAGGUAGGACCAUGCUUCCCAGAAUACAGGACAUGAUAUCUACCUGUUUGAGUAAGAUACAAUGCAUACCUAAAGUUGAGGCAGAUUCUCUCAUGACUGAGUACAGGAAAAUUGGAAAAUAUAUGUAUUUCUCGAUGAUUCGAUACUAAUCUCAUAAUAAAAGUUUCUGUUUCGAAAUUGAAACAAUUUCCUGGCCUAAACUGAAGUCAGUUUUUCAAAA
Messenger RNA from Malaya genurostris, 1551 nucleotides. Its product is annotated as methionine synthase reductase-like. Bases 122 to 1480 code for a protein of 452 amino acids. Gene Ontology annotation, cellular component: cytosol. The transcript has 4 exons. Gene Ontology annotation, biological process: homocysteine metabolic process. Gene Ontology annotation, molecular function: flavin adenine dinucleotide binding; FMN binding; [methionine synthase] reductase (NADPH) activity. Lineage: Eukaryota; Metazoa; Arthropoda; Insecta; Diptera; Culicidae. The record is from RefSeq and is a predicted model, not a curated record.